This is a messenger RNA of Staurois parvus, 309 nucleotides long. The record is from the annotation of a GenBank genome assembly. NCBI's taxonomy places the organism in Eukaryota, Metazoa, Chordata, Amphibia, Anura, Ranidae.
CCACCUGUGCCACUCUGCAGUGUCACACACACCUGUGCCCAGAAGUGCCACCUACCUGUGCCCAGCAGUGCCACCCACCUGUGCCCACCCACCAUGAUGCCAGUCAGUGCCGACUAUCAGUACCCAUCAUCAGUGUCACCUAUCAGUGCCGCCUAUCAGUGCUGCAUAUUAGUGCCGCCUAUCCAUGACACCUCAUUAGUGCGGUCUAUCAGUGCCGCCUAUCCGUGCCACCUCAUUAGUACUGCCUAUCAGUGCCCUUUUGUGCUGCCUAUCAGUGCCCAUCAGUGCUGCCUCAUCAACGCACAUCAG